CCAAAGUACGAUUCUUUUCCACCCGCAGUACGUUCGAACCCGUAGUCCAUUUCACACAGCUCCAGCCUGCAGCUCGUGUGAUACAGUCCGGAUCAAGAAGAGUCAGUCAUUGUCAACGACCAGCAAACGUCACAACGCAACACAAUGUUCUCCGCCCUGAUGGACGCUGCUCGUAACUCACCUUUCAAGGCCCCAUUCAGCCGGGCUCAGUGUGAAGCUGGUGAGAAGUCGCUGGUACCAUCCAGCGGUCGUACGAUCCAGGCUGCCGCCACCAAGGAGGUCGAGUUCGGUUCGAACGAAUUCUUCGGUCUGUGCGCCGUCGGUGGUAUCCUGUCCUGUGGUCUGACACACACGGCUGUCGUACCGCUGGAUCUGGUCAAGUGCCGCCUGCAGGUCGACCAGGCCAAGUACAAGAACCUGUUCCAUGGCUUCAAGAUCACCGUUGCUGAGGAGGGUGCCCGCGGAUUGGCCAAGGGAUGGGCCCCGACCUUCUUCGGUUACUCGGCACAGGGUGCCUUCAAGUUCGGUCUGUAUGAAGUGUUCAAAAUCCAGUACGCCAACAUGAUUGGCGAGGAGAAUGCCUACCUGUACCGCACCUGGGUGUACCUGGGAGCCUCGGCAUCGGCUGAGUUCUUCGCCGACAUCGCUCUGUCGCCGCUGGAAGCUGCCAAGGUCAAGAUCCAGACCACGCCAGGCUACGCAAACAACUUGCGUCAAGCCAUGCCCAAGAUGAUGGGCGAGGAAGGUAUCGCCGCCUUCUACAAGGGUCUGGUACCCCUGUGGUGCCGUCAGAUUCCAUACACCAUGAUGAAGUUCGCCUGCUUCGAACGUACCGUCGAGCUGCUGUACAAGCACGUCGUACCGAAACCACGCUCCGAUUGCACCAAGGGUGAACAGUUGGUUGUCACAUUCGCUGCCGGUUACAUUGCUGGUGUGUUCUGUGCCGUCGUUUCCCAUCCAGCUGAUGUAGUGGUAUCCAAACUGAACCAGGCCAAGGGAUCCAGCGCCAUCGAUGUGGCCAAGAAGCUCGGCUUCAUGGGCAUGUGGAACGGUCUGACUCCGCGUAUUAUCAUGAUCGGUACACUGACGGCCCUGCAGUGGUUCAUCUACGAUGGUGUCAAGGUAGCCAUGAACAUCCCCCGCCCACCACCCCCAGAGAUGCCAGAGUCGCUGAAGAAGAAGCUCGGAGUCGAAUAGAUUUCGAGAAACCUAAUUCAGUGUGUAGUGUGUGCUCUAAACAAAUUGUGAUUAAGGAAUAAGUUUUAGCCGAAACCGGCAGGCAGGCAAGACCGUGCCGCGACUAACAGUGAAGCGGGAAAACAAAACGUGUAUCGCGCGGAAAUGAGAGUGCGACCUUAACCUAAUCAAGAUCAACGUGGUAAUAAAACAAAUACGGGAAAGUGUAUUUAAACAAGUUCUAAA
Messenger RNA from Ochlerotatus camptorhynchus, 1422 nucleotides. RefSeq names its product Mitochondrial phosphate carrier protein 2 (gene Mpcp2). The record is from RefSeq and is a predicted model, not a curated record. Gene Ontology annotation, cellular component: mitochondrial inner membrane. The transcript is spliced from 4 exons. The coding region runs from base 145 to 1197 and encodes 350 amino acids. Lineage: Eukaryota; Metazoa; Arthropoda; Insecta; Diptera; Culicidae. Gene Ontology annotation, biological process: mitochondrial phosphate ion transmembrane transport. Gene Ontology annotation, molecular function: phosphate transmembrane transporter activity.